CAAUUCAGAGGAGAGCUCAGCCCAUUAGAAAUGCUUUUCUUGUCCCUGGACCAUUUCCCCUCUUUCCCCCGGAAUCCCUAGCUGCUGCUGCCGCCGUCGCCGCCGCCGCCAUUCGAUCUACCAACUCUGCUUCUUCUUGGUGCUGUUCCUCUGUAGAUCUAUCCGCUAGCUGAGGCCUGAGGCGAUGGCGGCCGCGCCCGGCGAUGAGGUUCCGACGCCUUUCGCGGCCCCUGUUCCUCCGGCCACGGCUGUUGCUGGCUGGUCCUCGCUACCGACCGACCUCGUGCGCCGCAUCGCCGACUGCCUCCUCGACACCAACGACGUCGACUGCUAUGUGGACCUCCGCGCCGUCUGCCACAACUGGCGCUCCGCCACCGACGACCCGAGGAGCGACGUCUCCGACCCCCGCUUCCACCCGCGCUUCUGGAUAGUCCUCGACGACGACGGGGCCUUCCAGAGCGACGACAGCCGGGUCUUGGUGAACACCGCCACCGGCCGCUUCCUCCGCAAGAAGCUCCCGCUGCCCCGCCACUACUACGUGGUCACCACCACUGUCAGCGGCUUCUUCGUCCUGGCCGACAGGAGCCCGCCUCACGCUGCUCGCGUCCUCAACCCUCUCAUAGGCGCCGUGGUCCGUUUCAAGGCGCCCCUGCCCCGGGACGCGUCCGUCGCCGUUUUCCUCUUCUGUGGCGGCACCUCGCACAAUCUCACCGUGCUCUGUGACUCAACUCGCAAGUAUUACACAGCAGUUCCUGAGAGCAAACGUUUCGCCCCCGUGACCACCAACGAUGUUAUGUACAAUUACAUGAGGAAGGCGGUGGUCGGCGGCGUGUACGCCAAUGGCGGCGGCUGGGCAUCGGUGGCGCAGUCUAAUGUCAUCAUGGAGAAAUUGUUCAAUUUGUCAGAGCAGCUUAAGGUCCAUUUCGUCAAGUUUUUCUCUGUCGACCCUCUUGGUCAUCGCGGCGAUGUCAGGUGUUUCCUACUGGAUUUUGGUGGAGAAGUCUUUUUCAUCACAAAGGCAUGGGGACGCGUUAUGGUUCUCGGCAUCGAACCAACGGAGAAACAGAUGCUCGCGCCUGUGGAGACCGUGGGCAGGUAUGCCAUCUUCGUCGGCCAUCAAAGGUGCCUGGUUGUUGAUGCCGCCAAGUUCCCAUCCGUUGAGGCAGACUGCGUCUACUACACUCUAGACGUUGGUAAAUUUGCUUUCAUCUGGAAGCACAGCAUCAGUGAUGGGAAAGAUGAGAGGGUGUUUGACGCCAUCGAUUUCGUCAAGGAGAACAAGCGGUUUGUCCCUGUCGGUGCCCGUCCUUUCACCAUCAUCCAGCUUCUCUCGAGCUACACCAUCAACCUCAGUGAUUCUGAACUGGCCUCAAAACAAAGCUCGUAAGGUGCCAACAAAUCUUGCUCUGUCUUUUGGGAUAGUGAUUCCAAUGACCGGCAAUGCUAUGUCUUUUGUUUUGCCUUGACUUGUUCCGGGUAAAAUCAGGUUGACUCUAGGAGUCUAGCUUAGAAGGAACUACUGUAAGCUGCUUAAUUAGGAGGACAUGCUAUCAGCCUUUUGCUACAUCUAUUAUGAUUGAUGCUAUCUAUUGUACUUCUUAGCCA
Triticum aestivum (bread wheat) is the source of this 1605-nucleotide messenger RNA. RefSeq lists its product as uncharacterized. Lineage: Eukaryota; Viridiplantae; Streptophyta; Magnoliopsida; Poales; Poaceae. The record is from RefSeq and is a predicted model, not a curated record. Gene Ontology annotation, molecular function: protein binding. The coding region runs from base 185 to 1387 and encodes 400 amino acids. The transcript is spliced from 2 exons.